Molecule: messenger RNA, 2619 nt
Organism: Carassius carassius (crucian carp)
Lineage: Eukaryota; Metazoa; Chordata; Actinopteri; Cypriniformes; Cyprinidae
Gene: poglut3
Product: protein O-glucosyltransferase 3
Exons: 8
Coding region: 238-1794 (518 amino acids)
Cellular component (GO): endomembrane system
Molecular function (GO): glucosyltransferase activity; protein binding
Source: RefSeq, a predicted model, not a curated record
GGAUUUAUUUUUGAGGCGCACCGCGGCACAAGCGCCUCACACAAAAUCCACCCUAAUUAUUCUUAACGUGCUAUUUUCUACUUUAAUGCAACAAAUCUCGUUCUAUAACAGUCGAAAAGCAAAACACGUCUGUAUUAGUUAUGUCAACAAAUCAUUAGCAGUUGUGCAGCGAACUUUAGCUGUAGUUUAGUAUUUGUUCAGUCCCCGUUGCUCUGAUCGACAGGAGCUGCAGUGAAAAUGGUCCCUCGUUUAAAGAUCAGAAACGCUUUCUCGAAUGUUGUCUUCGCCUCGCUCGUCGCUGCAGUCUGUGUAAGUGUGGGCUUUAGUGGGAGUGCAGAGAUUGACGCGCGGAAAUGUUUAGUUUGGGGUCCUGGACUGAGCCCAGAUGCUGUACUUCCGGUCAGAUACUUCUACAUCCAGAGCGUGGACUCACAGGGACACAACAUCAGUGCGUCUCCCGGUCCAGACUCGUUCAGAGUGAAGGUCUGGUCUCUGGAGAAGGAGUUUGUUCGUGUCCAUGUCCCGGCUCCUUUAGAUCGGGGCGACGGCUCUCUUCUGGUCAGAUACAGACUCUACGGAAGCUCCUCCAAGGGUCUGAAGAUUGAAGUCUUGUAUCAAGACGAGCCUGUGGCACACUCUCCCUACACUCUCAAGGGUCCGGUGUAUCACGAGUCCUGUGUGUGUCCUGAGCCGGAUCCGCUCGUCUGGAGGAGCGCUCUGCAGUGUCCCGAGGACGAGCCGCAGAUCCAGCAGGACUUCCUGUCCUUCCCGUCCAUCGACCUCCAGCGGCUCCUGCAGGAGGUUCCUGAGCGCUUCUCCAGACGAGGAGGACUGCUGCACUACAGCCUGAUCCACAACCAGCUGCACCGCCGCUCGCUGGGCAAGUACACCGACUUCAAGAUGUUCUCCGACGAGAUGCUGCUGUCCCUCGCACGCAAGGUGAAGUUACCGGAUGUGGAGUUUUAUAUUAAUGUGGGAGACUGGCCGAUGGAGGACAGGAAGGCGGGAGAUGAACCCGGUCCGCUGCCCAUCAUCUCGUGGUGUGGCUCCACGGACACGCGUGACAUCAUCCUCCCCACGUAUGACAUCACACACUCGUCUCUGGAGGCCAUGAGGGGCGUCACCACUGACCUGCUGUCUGUGCAGGGCAACACAGGUCCUGUGUGGUCAGAUAAAACGGAGAAGGCGUUCUUCCGAGGCCGGGACAGUCGAGAGGAGCGUCUGCGUCUGGUCACAAUGUCCAAAGAUAAUCCAGAGCUGCUCGAUGCGGGAAUAACUGCAUAUUUUUUCUUCAGCGACCGAGAGAAGGAUCUGGGAAAAGCACCUCUGGUGGGAUUCUUCGACUUCUUUAAGUACAAAUACCAGGUGAACGUGGACGGGACGGUAGCGGCCUACAGGUUUCCGUACCUGAUGCUGGGGAACAGCUUGGUCUUCAAGCAGGACUCGCCGUACUACGAGCACUUCUACACACAUCUGAAAGCAGGAGUGCACUACAUCCCUGUGAAGAGAGACCUGUCUGACCUCCUCCAGAAGAUCCGCUGGGCUCAGAAGAAUGACACGCAGGUGGAGGCCAUAGCGAAGAGCGGACAGUCGCUGGUCAGAGAUCUGCUUCAGCCUCACAGACUCUACUGCUAUUACUACAGCGUACUUCAGACGUACGCAGCUCGUCAGAGCACACGGCCUGUGGUUCAUCCCGACAUGGAGCUGGUUCCUCAGCCGUCUGAUCCCAGCGCUCUGUGUGACUGCCAGCGGUCUCCAGACGAGCUCAAACCCCAGCAGAAGAGCGAGCUCUGAGGACCAGUGACACCCAAUCAGGAUCAAGGAUGAGGACCAGUGACACCCAAUCAGGAUCAAGGACAGGGCGGCUGAGUUCUGCUGGGAGUGAUGUGUUUAACACAUAAUGAUGUGCAUUAAUCCCACUGUUUUAAAUGACGUUCUUUUCCUUUUUGCAUCUGAUUUCUGUUUGAUUAUGUUAUUGAACCAAGUUUGUUUUUUGUUCCCCUCUUGUUUCACCUUCCUAGGAUUUAUUUAAGUGUAACCAGGUUGAGGAUAUCAUGUCACAUCAAAUGAGUUUUAACGAAUGCUUUAAAUGAAGCACAUGUAAGCUGAGCAUUAUUUGGUGCACGGGCCACACUCAAGCACAAUAUCACACACACAAAAAAAUAUAAACCAUACUUCGAAUCAUUGGAUUCUUUGAGGUCUGUGCAGCUGAUGAAAUGAAGCCCAAGCAGCGCUUCGAUUCUGAUGUUUUAUGUGCUUGCCUUAAACUUAAACACAUUCCAUUGGUUUCAUUUGUGCCUGAUCAGCUCGAGCUCAUGGGAAACCAGAACUACAGUAUUUUACCAUUUUGUAUGAAUUUGUGCUGUGUGAAUCAUGCAAAAACAUGAUUUUUUAGAAAUAAAGCAAGAUUAGACAAAAUUUCACAAAUUGGCCACUAGUUCACCAAAAUGUGAAAAAGUUAAACUGCCAUGAGAUUGUGAUGUCUUGCUGUAUGAGACUUUUGGAAAACUCUGUGAUAGAUUUUGUUUUGAACCGGACAUACUUUUUGUAUUAAUGUUUCUAUGUGUGUACGCAUUAAAGAAAUAAUUCACCCCAAAAUAAAAAUUUGCUGAAGAUUUA